UCCUCCUCGAAAUGACGCUCUUGGCAGUGACUCCUUCGGCUUCGGCUUGUUGUCUAUAUAUCGCGCAGUCAGUCAAUCGGUAACCCUCGGACGGGUUUCGCGGUGCGCUGUGCGCUGUGCAAUCGAUCGAUCGAUUUCGGUGUUCUUCUAGCGCAGCCUAACCAGUCAGGCGACGAUCAGGCGAAAAUGUCCAACGAUUUGCCCGAGCUGCCCACCAGCAGUAAUCUUGGCAUCCCGCGGAUACAGAUUAGACGAACAUCGAGCGAUACGCAACUGGACAAAGUCCAGAUCAAAUCGGCCUCCGUCUACAACAUACACGGUCUCAGUGGUUCGCAGCACUCGCUGAGUGUACCACCGAUCCACAAGGAUGUCAUCGGAUACCGUGGAAGCAACGAGUUCAUACUAACCGAUGACAAGCAGUCGACGAUGGAUCAGAUCAAAGCGAUUGGACCCUGGUUCCGGCGUAAAUGCAAGAACGUAUGCCGCAGAAAGAUACUGUACAAGCGCGUUCCGGUCCUCAACUGGCUGCCAAAGUACUCGGCGGAUGAUGCGGUCGGUGAUCUGGUGGCCGGUAUUACCGUUGGAUUGACCGUCAUCCCACAGGCCCUUGCCUACAGUAGCAUCGCGGGACUACCGGCAGCGUACGGUCUUUACGGUUCGUUCGUUGGUUGCUUCGUUUACAUCCUGCUCGGUUCGUGUAAGGAUGUCCCGAUGGGACCUACGGCAAUCGCCUCGCUCCUCACCUUCCAGGCCUGUGACGGUAUCUGGCAGCGAGCCGUACUACUCUCCUUCCUGACCGGUCUCAUCGAGCUACUGAUGGGUCUGUUUGGACUUGGUUUUCUCAUCGAUUUCGUCUCCGGACCGGUCAGCUCCGGGUUUACCUCGGCCGUCUCGCUCAUCAUCCUCAGCUCACAGGUGAAGGAUCUGCUUGGUAUCACCGCCAAGGGUAACACCUUCAUCGAGCAGUGGUCCUCGAUCAUCGACAACAUCCACAACACGCAGCUCGGCGAUGCACUGAUGGGUUUCAUCUGUAUCGUCGUGUUGCUGCUGAUGCGGCUACUGCCACGGAUCAAGGUCGGUCCACCGGAUACGUGCAAUCAGUCGGUGGUCCAGCGGAUCAUCAACAAAUCGCUGUGGCUCAUCGGAACGGCUCGCAAUGCCAUCAUCGUGGUGGUGUGCGGUGGUAUUGGGGCGGCGUUUUACGAGAACGGCAAGCAACCGUUCCGUAUGAUCGGUGAGGUACCAACGGGACUGCCCAGUGUGCAAGCGCCACCAUUCUCCGUGCCCGAGAUCGUCGAUGGCAAUGGUACGGUGGCGCAAGAGUACGAGAGCUUCGGUGAUAUGUUAUCGAACUUGGGCUCGAUGCUGAUCGUAAUCCCGCUGAUUGCGCUCCUCGAGAACAUUGCCAUCUGUAAGGCUUUCGCUGAUGGAAAGCCAGUCGAUGCCACUCAGGAGCUAAUCGCCAUCGGUGUGUCCAACAUUGCCAACUCCUUCGUCCAGGGCUAUCCCGGUACGGGAGCGCUAUCGCGUGGUGCCGUCAACAAUGCUAGCGGUGUGAGGACACCGUUCGGUGGACUGUACACCGGUAUCCUCGUCAUCCUGGCACUGCUCUUCUUCACGCCCUACUUCUUCUAUAUCCCACGGGCGGCCCUCGCUGCCAUCAUUAUUGCGGCCGUCAUCUUUAUGAUUGAGGUGCGCGUCGUGAAACCGAUGUGGCGAAGCAAGAAGACCGAUCUCAUCCCUGGUAUUGCGACGUUCGUUGCCUGCCUGGCCCUACCACUAGAGUAUGGCAUUCUAGUGGGCAUUGGGUUGAAUAUUUUGUUCAUCCUGUACCACGCUGCUCGACCCAAGAUCCACAUGGAUCAAGCGGUGACACCGUGCGGUGUCAAGUACCUGAUGCUAACGCCCGAUCGCUGCCUGAUCUUCCCUUCGGUCGACUACGUGCGCAAUCUGAUCAACAAGCACGGCCUCAAGAGUCAGAUCCCGGUCGUGAUCGACUGUACGCACAUCUACGGUGCGGACUUUACCGCGGCCCAGGUCAUCGAUACGCUGAUCAAGGAUUUCAAGAGCCGCAACCAGCUGCUUCUGUUCCUGAACCUUAAACCCUCGGUCGGUAACGUGUUCGAGGGAGCGGAUCUCGAGUAUCGGGUAUUCUACGAUUUCGAGCAGCUCGACAAAGCGAUUCGCGAGUGCCGCCGGAAGAGCAUCCAGGCGGCAUGAGGAGCAUGAGGCCAGCAUGAGUGGCCCUAUUCCUUCUCAGCACGUUCUCCUCGGUCAACCAUGUGACACUAUCAAGUAAAAGACACAAGUGAUCUGUACAUUUUUAGUAGCCCUUAAAGACAAGCCAUACACACACACACACACGAACAUGUUUAGCGUAGUGCAAUGCGGUGCACGUCCUUAUAGGUGCGUUUCCACCAACCACCCUUCCUAGGUUCCUACUACUACUACUACUACUACUGCUCCCCGUUCCCGGUUGUGACGUGAAACUGGCGAAAGACAUCCUAGUACUUAAUAAGAUCUCUUCGAUAAACGAAGUUAAAAGAGCUUCAAUAAACAAACACACACUUAUAUAACGAUUGAAACCAACCAUCUCGCGUACCAUACUUACAC
Molecule: messenger RNA, 2613 nt
Organism: Anopheles darlingi
Lineage: Eukaryota; Metazoa; Arthropoda; Insecta; Diptera; Culicidae
Product: sodium-independent sulfate anion transporter-like
Exons: 5
Coding region: 187-2220 (677 amino acids)
Biological process (GO): transmembrane transport
Cellular component (GO): membrane
Molecular function (GO): sulfate transmembrane transporter activity
Source: RefSeq, a predicted model, not a curated record